UGCUUAACUCACAAUCACAGAUACGCCUCCAGCCAUGGCCAUUUGUUCCUGUAUAAAGAUGAUAUUUUCAGGAUGUCGGACAAGGUCAUUCCUGUUCGUGUGGCAGUACGCUGUCGGCCACUUAUACAAAAAGAGGAAAAUGAGGGUUGUCAAAAGUGUGUCCAAUUUACAAAGAAUGAACCACAGAUCAUCCUUGGAAAGAUGAAGGCAUUCACCUAUGACUAUGUAUUUAGUCCCUGUAAUAGUCAAUCAGAGGUGUAUGAAAUGUCGGUCCACCCUCUUAUUAAACAUAUUUUUAAAGGGUACAAUGCCACAGUGUUAGCGUACGGCCAAACAGGCAGUGGCAAGACCUUCUCCAUGGGAGGGUGUUACGAAGAGUCUCUAAAGGAAGAAGAAACAGCCAUGGGCAUCAUUCCACGUGUAUUAAAUGAAUUAUUUCAAGGAAUCCUAGCAAGACCUGAUUAUGAUUUCGUAACAAAAGUCUCCUACAUAGAGAUACACAAUGAAGACAUCAAUGAUCUGCUGCGUCCCCCAAACCGGAGGGAGCCCCUGUCUAUCAGAGAAGACACUGAGGGGGGAAUCAAGCUGCCAGGACUUCAGGAGGUGGUGGUGAAAUCCUACAAAGAGACCAUGCAGUGUUUGACCCGAGGUUCCCAAAGCAGGACGACCGGUUCUACGGCCAUGAACAACACAUCUAGUCGAUCACACGCCAUCUUCACCGUCACCAUUGAACAGAAGAAGCAGGAUGACAUGAAUGACUUCUGCAAGUCAAAGUUUUAUUUGGUUGACUUGGCUGGUUCAGAACGAGCCAAGAGGACCCAGGCAGAAGGGGAGAGGUUCAAGGAAGGCAUUAAUAUCAACCGCGGUCUGUUGGCCCUGGGUAAUGUCAUCAGUGCUCUCGGGGAGGAAGCAAGCAAGCGUAAUCAUAUUCCGUACAGGGAUUCCAAACUUACGCGGUUGUUACAAGAUUCACUGGGUGGAAACAGUCAUACUGUAAUGAUUGCUUGUGUAAGCCCUGCUGACUCAAACAUGGAGGAAACCCUCAAUACCCUACGGUAUGCCGACAGAGCACGGAAAAUCAAAAACAAACCAAUAGUCAACCGGGAUCCUCAGACAGAGGAAAUAAUGAGACUGAAAUCCCUGGUCCAGAAGUUACAGUUACAGUUAAUUGGAGGAGGUGCGACCUGUCCCGACUCAAUCUCAACCAUAAGUACCUGCAGUAGUACAACCAGUGUGGAAUCCUCAGCAGAAGAACUCCGAGCUGUCAUGGAAAAGAACAAACAUCUUGAGGAGGAGAACGGGAAGUUGGCAACAGAACUCACCCGAGCUGUCGACCAGAGCACCAACCUGUGUGAGAAAGCCAUCAGAAUGGAAAUGAAGUGUGAUAAACUGAAAUCACGUCUGCAGAACCUUAAAAAAGACACGGGACUGGAUCUGGAAGUCCUCAGCUCCAGCGUUGAUGUCGAGAGCAAUCCAGUUCUCAAAGAACAGCUUGAUAAACUGAAGAAUCUUGCUGAUAAGAUGCAAGCAGACUCGUCUGAGGAAGACAAGGACCUAGAAACAGAUGCUGUGUCAGAGGAGGAGGAAGAUGAGGACGAGGAGGGACAGGAAUCUACGCCAGGAACGCCCCAGAGCAGGGCUUUGUCUAACGAGUACGCUCUGCGGCAGGCCCGCAUGAAUCGUGAAUUGCUUGAACUCAAUAAACUAUUAGAGAAAAAGGAGCACUUAGCCUCGCAGAUGACCAGAAGUGAUGAACAUAUGGAUGUCAUGAAGAAGCAGUUUGAGAGUGCUUUAAAAGAUUUGGAAAUAGAAGUUUCUGUCCUACAAAAAGAAAAGGAUGAUAUGCAAUCGGCACUUGAUUCUGCCCGCGUUAACUCCAAUGUAAAUAAAGUUGCUGAACAGAGAAGGAAGCGACUUAAAGAACUUGAGCAGCAGAUCACUGACCUGAGGAAGAAAAUGAAUGAGCAAACAAGGCUGUUGAAGAUGAAAGAUUCCUCAGACAAGCAGGUGUCAAAAUUAAAUACAGAAAUACUGGACUUGAAGCAUCAUCGUGUUAAACUGAUGAAACUAAUGAAGGAGGAAUCAGAAACAUUCCGUAAAUGGAAACAAAAGAAAGACAAGGAGGUCCUGCAGCUCAUGCAGAAGGACAGGAAAAGACAAUGUGAGAUUGCAAAGCUACAAAGAGAAAACCAAAAACAGUCCAGUGUUCUCAAAAGAAAGUCGGAGGAGGCUGCAGCAGCCAACAAAAGGCUGAAGGAAGCACUAGCCAAACAGAAACAGGUUCUAGCUGAGCGCAGCUCCAAGUUACAGCAAUCUGACGCAUCCUCCAUUGGUAACCGAGUGCGGACCUGGCUGAGUCACGAGUUUGAGAUUCGUGUGAGCAUCCGAGAGGCCAAGUACCACCUGGAGAGCCUUCUCACUGACCGCAAAACUCUGACCGAACAACUCCGUCAACUUAAGGUGAAGAUAGGAGAGGAGCCACCCAAAAAGAAAUUUGCUUGGGAGAACUCUGACUGCUACAGAGUGGAGGGAAGUUUUGAGGAGGAGUCAACAAAGAAUCAAAUUCAAGUUGUUGAACAAGAAAUCAAUUUGAGGAAUGCCCAAAUCUCGGACCUCCAGCAGAAAAUAGUUGAUGCGGAUCAAAACUGUAAAGGAAAAGCAACAUGGGAAAGCCUUCACACGAUGACUGAGGCUAAAUGUGGGAUGAAGUGGCUGCUGGAACAGGCUGUAACAUCUCGAGUAGAUGUCAAUCGAGCACAAGGUGAACUCCGCGACUCGCAGAUCAACCACGUCGACAAGAAGGAGGAAAUAACGGCACUAGAGAAGACAGUCACAGCGCUCAAGAAAAAGCAUGAUGCCGCCAUGACGGAGCUUCAGAAGAAAAAUGAGGAAAAGGUACUUUACCUACUGCAGCGUGUGAAGAACACCGCUGGAGAUGGCGAUUCACAACAAACACUACAAAUCCAGCAACAAGAAAUAGAAAAGUUGAGCAAAUAUCAUGAGGACCUGUUGUUGAAGACAGAGGAAUGUGACAAUCUGAAAAAGCAACUGACAAAAGCUACCUACCAGAACAAAGCUCUUGCUUUAAUGCCGGACAUUGAAAACCCAGAAUCCUCUCCGUUCUUUUCUCCAGAAAUUAAGAAAAAAAAACGAUCUGUGGCCCAGCAACCAAAAACCAAAUCCACUGGAAGACUGCUCACCUAUGAGGAGCAUGCCCUGGACUGGGAGCAGGAUAACGAAGAUGAUUUGGCAAAAGACGACGACGAAAAUGACCCAGACUGGGUCAAAACACCAAUAUAUACAAGGAAUACAAGAAAACCGCGCAAGACAAUGAUACGAGAUUCAAGAAGGCAUUCUAUAGAAGAUUUACAAAAUGACCUCUGUAACAACAAAGACGUCUCCAAUGAAGCAACAUCAUUCUCGUCACUGAACAGUACAUAUAACCUGGAGGAGAACGCUGUGGCAUUGGCGCCCCCUGCAGCUGUUAAGUCUAAGAGAGGCAGACCGUCAAAACGCAUCCUAGACAAUAUUGUAAGCAACAAGAGUGUCAGGAGCUCGGACGAGUUCGAAUCUUUACCACAGAAAUCCCUCAGUGCAGACGACAGUGAAAACAGCACUUUGUCAAAAGGAGCAAAGCAGAAAAAACGAAAACUUCUCAGUACGAACAACAGUUUUUUCUCACCACUGGUGUGAAAAUUUCUGUUAGAGAAAUCUUCUGCUUCAAAGUACAUCAGGACAACCACCCACAAAAUUGUCCGACUACCUCUUUUGUGGUUUUGCUGCUUUUCAAUGCAAUGCUUUUGAAAGGCCUGCAUUAUUUCCAAGUAGUUUCUAUGUGGUCACAUUCUGUCCAAACAAAGAGAAUUUGUCUAGAUUAUGAGACAAACAUGCGAACACAGAAUGCGGGUAUUAUAUUGGAUCCUGGCGCGUUUGAAGUUCGGCUAAUGACUGUUUUGGAUACAUAUUUCACCUGUAAUCCUGAAUAAAUAAAUCUGGAAGCAAAUGUGGUGACACUCUCAUCACGUGACCUAAGACUUGUGUAUAGGGUUAUGGGCCCUGGUCGAUUUAUAGACUAAGGAACCUGCUUGACUGGGUAACCACGAAAACCACUUGAUUAAAGCUGUUUUCUUGUGAGUGUGUUAAUUGAAACCAUCCAGUCUCGUGUGAUCGGAGAACCUGGGAUGUACUGUCCUGGUGAUGUGACGAGGGCUUCCUGUUUCAAAAACCGACAAACAGGUUACCGAACGCAGUCACACAGGGAACAAGAUAUUCUAGUUUGUGCAAUAUCAUUAGAAAUAGCUCUGUAGUCAUGGAUUAGAUCUAGGAGGAUCUAAUAAAAAAGCAAAUAAAAAGAUCGGUAAACUUAAAGUUUAUAUCCAGUCAAGUGGCUCAUAGACGUGGAGCUUCACCUUAUUUCUGCAGUGUAAAAUAACUUAGUUGUCAAUUACUUAUUUUGGAAGGAUAUCAGUUUGAUUGAUAGCACAAUAUAUCAAGAUAUGCUGUUGUGAGUUAUUUUGAAUUACUGGGACAGAAAAGGUGGGAAAAUUUGGCUGUGUUUCUAUUGCGUGUGUGAAUAAAUACAUGUAAACAAGGUCGGUUGGUAGGUAUUUUUUACGCAUAUUUAAUAGAGCAGGGGAUGCUGACUUCAGUGGUGCUUGUUGAAAAUUGGAAUCCAAAGGUUUAAUAAAGGCCUAAACACUUCAAAGAAUAGUUGGAAGACCGGUAUUAUCUAAACAUGAUGUGUUUGUUUGUUUUUGGCCUAAAUUUACUUGGAACACUGAUUGUGGCAAUGUCUUCUGUGGAGAAAAAACUUGUGAUUAUCAUUAAUUUUUCUGUAGUAAAUAAUGUAUUCUUUUAUAUUUGUAUUGGUCUCUUCAAAUAAUUGGCCUGCUCUUCAUCUUAGUAUUUCUUCUAUCACCUCUGGGAGUGGGGGAAGCAAGCCUGAAAAUAAUGCCUCAUGACAUAUUAACAGGUGAUCAGAAAUUUUGUCAAAGAUCUUUAUUAACCUUUAAUCAAUUUACAUUGUACCUAUAUAUAUUAUAGGUGUACACAGCAUUAUCUCACAAAAUACACCACCGUACCUGUGAAAUGUUGUUAGAAUUAUCUCCCUUACUUUGUUUAAUAAGUGACAUUGAUAGAACUUUGUAAAAAAAAAAACAGUAUUUUUGUGUAUCUUUCAAAUGUGUGAUCAAUUAAUUCAGUGUAAAAUUAUUUAAAAAAAUACAUUUUAAAGGUUUCCUAGGACUGAAACCAUUCAAAAAAAAGAAUUUCAGCAUACAUUUCUUUUUGUUUUUUCUCUUCCUUUCUUUUCUAUUCUAUCACUUUUUACUUUCAUAUUUGUCCAUUGAAACAAGCUGUGUAUUUAUGAUAUUUCAUAAUUUUGUGUCCUCCUGUUGGUUUUUGUUGAUGUGCAUCAUUCCAUAAGAAGGAUAUCUGAGCUUGACAGCCAUUCUGUUAAAUAUGCAUGUUCCUUGUCUGCAGCAAUAUCUCCUAAAACAGGAAAUCUCUUGUAUAGAAAACAAUGUUGUAAAGCGUAGAGUGAAUAUAUGACUUUAGAAAGUGUAAAGGAAGAUUUUUAUAUUUGUAAACCUUGCCUCUAUGUCCAUUAAACUGUACAACCUUAUUUUUACAAUUUAAAUAGUCAUUUAUAAAUAUAGAAUAUCUUGAGAGAAACAAUGUAUUUCAAUUCCUAAACAAGUAUUUCCAUAAAAAUCAAAUUGAAUCAUGCUAUAAUUUGGAAGAUAAAUGUUGUAGUUGGUUAAGAAAUGAAUCCUGACAAAGUUAAUAAGUAGUUAACAAAUAGAUUGUAAAGCCUCAGUAUAUUAAACAAAAAAACAAAAAAACGAGCUGUAGUUGUUAAACCAUUUCAUUAGAUUUGAGGUAAAUUGGCUCCAUCGCGAGGAUCACAGGUCGUCAAGGUGCGGUGUGCAAUAACAAGAGGUGGACAAUACAUACGCAAAAAUAAAAGUGGUGAUACAAAUCCCUGCUAUCGAAGAAGUCCGUAGUUUAACAAAUUGUUUUUGAGAAAAAUAUCAUUAGCAUUUGACUAGUGAUGUUCAUAGAAAUUUAUCUUGAAUCAUUCACCUCAGAAUUGUCAUAAUGAACUAUUCCAACCUUUGAAUUGGAAGAGUUCAAAUGUGUUUUCGGGGACAAAUGAGUUAAAGCAUGUUUUGUGUUUAAAUUAAGAGUUUUCCUGAGGUGAUUCGGUGAGUACAUGAGCUGAAAAAUGUGAAGUUUGUUCAUUGUUCACACUAUAAAAAAGUGAAGAAAUAUUUCCAUUUCUUUCUCUUUGAUGUUAUUUAUCACUGAAAAUUACCUCACCAUCAAAAAUUGGUUAGAUGAGUUUCAUCAAUAAGCAAAAAUACUGCUACAUUGUCUUGAUAACAAUGUCAUGCAGUAUAUGAGAAUCUCUGUAGUGAUUUUUCGUUAAAUAUAUAUAUAUUUGGGUCUGUACAGAAGGAUUGAGACACACCAAUAUGUUUUCAUUGUCCUGUGUUGUAGUACUCGACUGAGUAUACAAAUGUAUAUAAUUACUGUAGAUAGGAAAAGGUGCUGACAAUUUUUAGCCUACAAUUGGAAAUAAAAUUUCUGAUUCGA
This is a messenger RNA of Mizuhopecten yessoensis (Yesso scallop), 6597 nucleotides long. Its product is annotated as chromosome-associated kinesin KIF4A-like. Gene Ontology annotation, biological process: microtubule-based movement; mitotic spindle organization. The record is from RefSeq and is a predicted model, not a curated record. Lineage: Eukaryota; Metazoa; Mollusca; Bivalvia; Pectinida; Pectinidae. The coding region runs from base 73 to 3693 and encodes 1206 amino acids. Gene Ontology annotation, molecular function: microtubule motor activity; microtubule binding; ATP binding. The transcript has 28 exons.